This is a messenger RNA of Dendroctonus ponderosae (mountain pine beetle), 1028 nucleotides long. RefSeq lists its product as uncharacterized. Gene Ontology annotation, biological process: sleep; regulation of synaptic transmission, cholinergic; positive regulation of voltage-gated potassium channel activity. The record is from RefSeq and is a predicted model, not a curated record. Lineage: Eukaryota; Metazoa; Arthropoda; Insecta; Coleoptera; Curculionidae. Bases 110 to 616 code for a protein of 168 amino acids. The transcript has 3 exons.
ACUGAAAGUUCUUUCACUUCAAUGUGAUUUGACCUGCACGCAGAAAGCCGGACAUUUUCCUUUUACUGAUUUUUCAGUCUUUGUGGUUUAUUAUUUGAGUGAUUCAGCCAUGUCUUGGAUCAGUUUUUGGGGGUGUUUCCUAUUGAUAAUUACAUGCAACGCAUCAGGGCCCGGAGAGACGAGAGUAAGAUGCUACCUUUGCUCCACCAAGGACAAUGAAAUGGCUUGUCUGUAUCCAGAGUCAUACAAUGCGUCUCUGAUACAGUGCGAUCAGAGUGCAUUGGACAAAACCCGAGAAAUAGCCAAACGCAUUGAUGCCAGCUACGAUAAAAUCUUUGAAGUUGAUACUCACGCGAUGGCCAGGCACAUAGAACUAGAUUGUUUGAAGGUUGUUACUAAAGUGGGAAAUAAAAAAUUCACGUUUCGUGGCUGCCAGCUAGCCGAGCAAGCCAACCUGGACAUUUGCUACAAGCUGAAGACAAAGGACACAGAGUUUCUUAAAAAAGAACACUGCUCGAGGUGCAACACCGACCGCUGCAACUCGGCCUCAGACAACAAAAACGAGAUUAUUAUUUUUGGUACGAUGAUCGCAUCGUUGCUUUUUAUUAGAAUUUAAGGACUGAGCACAAGAGCUUUGAUUGUUUGCUGACUUUUUGUAGUACCAACCGAAAGUAUUCUAAACAUGUUUGGUGUUAAAUACUUUUUAAACUUUGUAAUAAUUUAUGUAGAAAGUAGUUUGAACGUGGCAAAUUGAUAAUAAAAAAUGCUUUCUGUACAAUUAGAACACUUUCGUAACAGUUUUAUACUUACAGAAGAUAAAGUUUCAAAAAUUAGUGCAGCACUGUUAUACAAUAUUGGAGAAUUGAAUACCAUGGUAUAUAGAAAUGUAAAUUUUAUAUAAAGGGUUGCUCGUUAAAAGUGUGCAUACGUAUUAUUAACAUAUUUAUAUUCACAAAAAUCAUUAAAACAUUGUCACUUUGUAUCACUGCUUAGAAACUUCGAUUACGAAAAUAAAAGUUUACAACAAA